Messenger RNA from Girardinichthys multiradiatus, 1831 nucleotides. RefSeq names its product tRNA isopentenyltransferase 1 (gene trit1). Gene Ontology annotation, biological process: tRNA modification. Gene Ontology annotation, molecular function: nucleic acid binding; zinc ion binding; tRNA dimethylallyltransferase activity. NCBI's taxonomy places the organism in Eukaryota, Metazoa, Chordata, Actinopteri, Cyprinodontiformes, Goodeidae. Gene Ontology annotation, cellular component: mitochondrion. The transcript is spliced from 11 exons. Bases 48 to 1445 code for a protein of 465 amino acids. The record is from RefSeq and is a predicted model, not a curated record.
UCUGCGCAUGCGCGGGGAUGUCAGCUGGGCACUAAGGAGGCAGCAUCAUGGCGGCCUCCACUCUUAGUGUGCAGUGUGUUUUAAGGAGAGCAAUGGUCCCGUCUUUAGUUGUGAUUCUGGGAGCUACCGGCACCGGGAAGUCCAAACUGGCAAUCGAGAUCGGAAAGCGGCUUCAGGGCGAAGUAAUCAGCGCCGACUCCAUGCAGGUAUACAAGGGUUUGGACAUUAUCACGAAUAAGGUGACUGCUGAGGAGCGUGCCCAGUGCCCACAUCACAUGAUUGGCUUUGUGGACCCAUUGGUGAGGACCUACACGGUGGUGGACUUCAGGAAUAAAGCACUGGAGCUCGUAGAUGACCUGCACAGCAGAAACAAGCUGCCGAUCAUUGUUGGAGGAACAAACUAUUACAUUGAGUCUCUGCUGUGGAGAGUCCUGCUGGACCCGGGGCAGGAGAACGAGGACUCGGGGGAUGGAGCAGAUGGAGGCCAAAAUAGGAAGUUGGAGCUGGAGAAACUGGGAGGAGAGGAGUUGUAUAAAAGACUGGCUGAGGUGGACCCCAAAAUGGCCUCUGUGCUGCACCCAAAUGACAAGCGCAAGAUAGCCAGAAGUCUUCAAAUUUACAAAGACACGGGUGUCCCUCACAGCUACUGGCUGGAGGAGCAGAGGCAAGGAGGUGACAGUCUUGGAGGACCCCUCAGGUACCCAGACCCCUGCAUCUUCUGGCUGCAUGCAGACAUGGAAGCUCUGGACCAGCGGUUGGAUGCUCGUGUAGAUGAGAUGUUGUCUGCAGGCAUGAUAGAGGAACUUAGAGAUUUCCAUCUCCGAUACAACCAACAGAAAGUCCAGGAUGACAGUCAAGACUAUCAACACGGGAUUUUCCAGUCGAUCGGUAUGAAGGAGUUUCAUGACUACCUGACUGCUCCGGAAAGCAGCAGUCAGCAGGAGAAAGACAAACUAAGAGACAAAGGUAUAGAAGCUUUGAAAAUUGGCACAAAGCGCUACGCCCGCAAACAGAAUAAAUGGGUCCGUAAUCGUUUCCUUAAACGACCAGGAGACGGAGUCCCAGAUGUGUACGGCCUGGAUGUGACAGAUGUGUCGAGGUGGGAGGAGACUGUGCUGAAGCCUGCACUGCAGAUCCUGGACAGUCUCAGCAAGGGUGAGGAACCAGCUUCGGCCCCCAUCAGAGUUCAGGGGCAGAGAAACAAACGCAGCCACCACACCUGCGACCUGUGCGACAAAAUCAUCAUUGGAGACCUGGAGUGGGCAGCUCACCUCAAAUCCAAAAAGCAUCACUAUCAUGUGAGGAAGAGGAGGAAGUCUGAUCCAGGAGGUGGUCAACCCAAGAGCACUACUGCAGCUCCCAUCUUUGCAGAAGGCCCCGCCACAAAGGACAGUAAUGGUGCUGAAGCCCUGGACUGUACUGAAACCUCUCAGGGUUCUUCCUAAGAAACGAGGACAAAAGAUUAGUACCAGGGACACUUUGAAAGCUUUGUCCUCUCUGUCCUACAUCUGUGUUAAUUCAGGUUUCCACCCCCUCUGAACACCUCUGACUUCUGUACUUUGCUGCAUGUUGUUAUUGUUCAGAAAUACUAUAAGCGACCUUAAUAAUAGACAAAAAGCUGAUCUGAAAUUCUGUUUUGUUGCCUGUUUAAUUGCAAGGCUAAGUUUGAUACAUUUGUGGAUUUUUUUCAAAGAAAAUGCUGUAUAUGAGGCACUGAUAUUUUUAUUGAUUUCCUUAUUGCUACAAUCAGUUUUCCAAAAGAUUGCAUUUCAAACUUUCACCUGCCUCUGUUUGUUUUGACUUUAAUAAACCUGAGUUAUAUUAAAAGGUU